Messenger RNA from Bombus impatiens (common eastern bumble bee), 575 nucleotides. RefSeq lists its product as uncharacterized. The record is from RefSeq and is a predicted model, not a curated record. NCBI's taxonomy places the organism in Eukaryota, Metazoa, Arthropoda, Insecta, Hymenoptera, Apidae. The transcript has 4 exons. The coding region runs from base 1 to 405 and encodes 134 amino acids.
AUGCUAUUCAAGGGAUUUGUGGCGGAUCGGUACCAACAGGACGCCAACAAGUCGAGGCAGCAACGUGGUCAUAACACCUCCCGGGCGAUCCGGUCGAAGUUGGAAUUAAAUUUACAAAAUAAUUUUUUAACAACGCAACCUAUAGUCGCUAUAAAUUCCAAAAUAGUAGCUAUAAAAUGGAAAGAUCGUGAAUUUAAGACUACGUCUGAUGGCUGCCUUAUUAUCACAGUAGAUAAUGAGAAAGAUAAUGAACCAGAACCCAAGAGGAAGAAAAAAUCUGCACUUUUGUUGCACAGUGAUUCAGAAGACGAUUAUGAAGAUGAUGUUCAGUCGCAAGCAAUGAAUAAAAAAAGUGAAUAUGGCGAUAGUUAUGAUAAUAUUAGCGUAAGGAGUGGAUCCACAUAGAAGUAUCAAGCAGGAGGGUCUGGAAUACAUCGACCAUUGAAAAGAUCAAGAACAGAAUGUAUACCAGGAGCAGAAUAUAAAGCAUCAAAGGCUGGAGGUGAUGUGAAAAGGAAAGGAAAACCAGAUCCAUAUGCUUAUGUACCUCUGUCAAGAGCAGCAUUAAACAAAAG